AUGACGGACAAAUGUAUACAAGCGCGUCCUGUAACAUGCCUAGUUGCCGAGGAAGGUAGUGAAGCAAAUUCCAGCGACCACGCGUUCGUCAUCCCUGAAACGCUGUUGAAAAAGGCAGAUGCAGCAUUGCUGCAAAAGAAGGAGUUGCUGGAAAGGGAAGAGAAAUCCGCACCGUGGGGACUGCACGUGUCGUUCGGAUCCAAAAACCUCGUUCUGCACAGGUAUUUCCUGAACAAAUGA
This is a messenger RNA of Phytophthora nicotianae INRA-310, 240 nucleotides long. RefSeq lists its product as hypothetical. The transcript is spliced from 2 exons. The coding region runs from base 1 to 240 and encodes 79 amino acids. Lineage: Eukaryota; Oomycota; Peronosporomycetes; Peronosporales; Peronosporaceae. The record is from RefSeq and is a predicted model, not a curated record.